AUGCAUCUUUCUGUUGAUAUUGGGUAUCUUGGAACAAUCGCUCAAGCUCGCCAAUGACCGAGAAGUGACGCCCGAGAGAGAGAGAGAGAGAGCGAGAGAUCAGACUGGCUGUCCUUCAGCACUCGAGCUGCCCUUAAGGGCUCUCACCGAGUUGUCACCCUGGAUACGUCUUGAAAGGAUGGUAACACAACGCUUCUCACAGAAGGCUCAAAAUGGACCAUGACGAGCUCGUGAGAACAACGCUCCAGCAGUCUCAACUCGUCGAUCCCUCCAUAUGAACAGCACCACAAUGGCCUUGUCAUUCUGGCUGAUGGCAGCUUUAGCGGCAGCUGUCUCGUACUAUUGCUUCACACCUGUACCCAAGAAUCGACGUCUUCCAAUUCCGAAAUCUCAACAUCUCCCCUCGGCAGUCAUACCUUCGUACACCUCUCACGCACGACUCCUUCCGAAACCAGCGAGACAUGCGUUCUCUUACUCCCUCAUCUACCUCGGUCUGGACGUCGACGCUCUUGAUUCUGGAGCUCUCGACUUGCCAAAUCGGUUAUUGGUCUAUGGCGGAUCACCAUGGACCAAGAUCCUGGGUUUGAGAUCUGACGGGUAUCUCGUACCAGGACAAGGAAGCUUUCGCAGCAAACUCGAUGCCUUGUUGAUCGGAAAUGGUAUCGACAAGGAGCAUAUCGGCAAAGCUUGGCUCCUCACCAUGCCUAGUUUCCUAGGAUUCGAAGGUAUUAACCCUUUGUCCGUGUGGUAUGUGUAUGACCGGCAAGGAGGUCUCCUGUGUUGUGUUCUAGAGGUCCACAACACAUUUGAGGAGAAGCAUGCCUAUGUCCUCAUGACCGAUUCCGAGUUCCGCCACGAUCCCAAACCAGGGCACCACUUCGCAUGGACGUUUCCCCGUACGUUCCACGUCUCACCCUUCAACUCUAGAAACGGUUACUAUCGACUGGAUCUCGUCGACCCUUUCCCUAAGGAUGUUAUUCCCUCUGAUCAUCCGCAUAUGAAGAUCUCGCUGCGCCUCUUGACACCAGACAGAGAGACCAAGCUGACCGCCAUUCUGGCCUCGGAUCCCAUGCAUCCAUCCGUUCCACUGGAUUACGAACACAUUGGACACAUCGUACGGUGCCUCAUCCGGUGGCCCUUGGCCUUGUUCUUAUCUACCCCGCGGAUCCUCUUCCACGCUUGGAUUCUCCACUACGAGAAGAAGCUCGCCGUCUUUCCACGGCCUGAACCUCGAAUGUCAGGUCAAGAUGGUGUAUGGAACCCUCCUCAGAAUUACUCAGAUACUGUUGGCAAGCCUGUCCGAUGGCAGCCCACAGGUCUGACCGAAAAGAUGGCUCGUUCCAUCGUUUCUGCUUGGGCCAAGUCUCGAGCUUUAGAGACCAGCAUUCAACUAGAGAUCAGGAACCAUGGUAGUGAUAGCAGUGCAGUCUUUCCGACGACCACCGGUCACGACUCUUUCAGCAAGCUCGUCAUCACCACGUCCUGUCCGAAGAUAUUUUCGCAUCUCGUCAUUUGUCCUAGCCCAGACCACUUUCUCAUCCUCGCUCCAGAGAUUCUCACCUCGAUAUCCGAUCCUGCGCUGUUCAGGCACUUCUUCAAUGCUUCUCCUUCCACUGUUCCAAAUCCGAUUCUGGACCGUCGGAUCCAGGCUCAGCAGCGGGAUUAUUUUAUCUGGAUGUCUUCUUGUUCAAACAUCGCACCGACACCUGACCUCGUGAGAUCGCCUGAGCGGCAUUUCACCUCAUCCGGAUUGUCAAUCAGCCACAAGGUUGGCGUCAUAUUUGUAGUCUGGUCCGCUUUUGUAGCUGAUUGGCUUGAAGAGGGCAUCAUGGGCCUCAUGAAGGCUCGUUGGGUACCUGGUGGCGAUCCUCAGAGGAUAUGGGAACGUGCAUUCCGCAGACUAUAUAUUCAAUAUGGAGGGGGAUUUCUAGCAAAGCAGUCAGAAGGCUGGGAAGAGGUUGGAAGCUUGUUGUACAAUUAGAAAUUGUCUUGGUGAGUUGACAAGCACCAGCUUGAAGAUGCAUGCAUCCAGUCGAAUUAUGG
Molecule: messenger RNA, 2043 nt
Organism: Kockovaella imperatae
Lineage: Eukaryota; Fungi; Basidiomycota; Tremellomycetes; Tremellales; Cuniculitremaceae
Exons: 3
Coding region: 275-1981 (568 amino acids)
Source: RefSeq, a predicted model, not a curated record